GGCACGACACGCAAACACGCACGGAAGAGUAAAGCGGCCCCCACAUCCCCUCGCGGCGCAAACCAAACCACGUGCACCGCCGCCGUCGACAUCGCGGGGUGGAGGAGAGGGCGGCGGGGCAGUUUUGUUUUGGGGGGAGGCCGAUGCGAUGCCACUGCGGCGCAAGGUGAGGGGGCCCGCGGGGCGGCGGGCGGCGGCGCCGCUUCGGUGGUGGCUGCUCUCCCUCGCCGCGGCCGGCGCCACCGUCACCGCCGCCGCCGCGCUGCUGGCCGUCGCCCUCCACGUCUCCUCCCCCGUCUCCGGCCCCGCUUCCUAUGGCGUGCCCUACCGCCUCUCCAAGCAGCCGCGGGAGGCCGGGGAGCUGCGGUGGGAGCAGGAGUUCGCGCCGCCGCAACUCGCUUCGCCGCAGUCGCGAAAGCUGGACGGCGCGGCCGAGGAGACGGCGGAGAAGAGGUGGUGGCUGCCGGCGCCAUCUCGCGGGUUCGCCCCCUGCGUCGCGACGUCGCCGGAGUACAAGAGUCCUGGGCCAUCGAGGGGGUACCUGCUGGUGCACACGAACGGCGGGCUCAACCAGAUGCGCGCUGGGAUCAGUGAUAUGGUAGCAGUUGCACGUAUGCUCAAUGCUACUCUCAUAAUUCCAGAGCUUGAUAAGAAAUCAUUUUGGCAUGACAAAAGCAACUUCUCAGAUGUCUUUGAUGAGGAAUAUUUUAUUCAUUCUUUGGUAAAUGAUGUGAAAGUUGAGAAGAAAUUGCCCAAGGAAUUGGUGAAAGCUCCAAAGUUUGUUAGAUACUUCAAGAGCUGGUCUGGAAUAGAUUAUUACCAGGAUGAGAUUUAUCCACUGUGGGAACACCGUCAGGUUAUUCGUGUUGCUAAAUCAGAUUCUCGCCUUGCAAACAACUACCUUCCUCCUGAUAUUCAGAAGCUUCGCUGCCGAGCCUUUUUCCAGUCCCUAAGAUUUGCUCCUCCAAUUGAAGCUUUAGGCAAUCUGUUGGUGGAGAGGAUGAGAUCGUUUGGACCAUACAUUGCUUUGCAUUUACGUUAUGAGAAAGAUAUGCUUGCUUUUAGUGGGUGCACACAUGGUCUGUCACAGACCGAAUCAGAGGAACUUGCAAUGAUCAGAGAAAACACAAGUUACUGGAAAGUAAAAGAUAUUGAUCCAUUGGAACAAAGAUCCCACGGUUAUUGUCCCUUGACACCAAAGGAAGUUGGUAUGUUUCUUUCCGCCCUUGGAUAUCCAUCGAGCACUCCAGUUUACAUAGCGGCAGGGGAAAUAUAUGGUGGUGAAUCUCAUAUGGUUGAUUUGCUGUCACGCUUUCCAAUUAUAAUGAACAAGGAAAAACUUGCCUCAGCUGAAGAACUGCGACCAUUCAGGCAAUAUGCUUCUCAAAUGGCAGCUCUGGACUACAUUGUUUCAGUGGAGAGUGAUGUAUUCAUUCCGUCAUAUUCGGGGAACAUGGCACGGGCCGUCGGUGGUCAUCGACGAUUUCUCGGCCACAGGAAAACCAUAAUUCCUGAUAGGAAAGCAUUAGUUCGCUUGUUUGAUAAAGUUGACGGUGGAUUACUGAACGAAGGGGAGAGACUAUCGCAAAGGAUACUAGACAUCCACCGGAAAAGACAAGGAUCUCCGAGGAAAAGAAAAGGUCCUGUACCAGGAACAAAAGGCAGCGAUAGGUUUCGGUCGGAAGAGGCAUUUUAUGAGAACCCUCUUCCCGACUGCCUGUGCCAACCGAAGUCCCCCGCCGGCGAUGCUUCUUUGGUUAGCAUCUAGCCAGGGAGACGGUCAUCCUUAACACCGUGAAUCACCACUCCCAAGUAUAUAAACCAACUCACAAACAGAGAGGAAGAUUCUUAUACUGAAAAUCUCCACGGCAUCAACAUUCUUACAGAGGUUUUGCUUACACGCUCCAACGACUCGUCGGUGCAUCGUAGUCUACAGCAGGGGAAGCUGCCAAUCAUCAAAGAUGGCAGCAUGACCAUGUUCGGAAGAGGUGAAGGGAGAAGGACUGGGCAAUAGCUAUAUAGAGCUUUUCUAUGUAGUUACAUCUGUACAGGACCUCACAUUAGUUAUAGUUUUAACUUGGUAAUCAAGCACCAUUUGUAAGUAGACGGGUGCUAACGAAGAGGAAUAAUUGAAGCGGCUCAUAUUUACCACGAGUGUAGUUUCUCUAGCAAUUCUUUCUUUCGUGGCAUCAAUCUGCACU
Oryza brachyantha (malo sina) is the source of this 2201-nucleotide messenger RNA. Its product is annotated as O-fucosyltransferase 7-like. Bases 149 to 1768 code for a protein of 539 amino acids. The record is from RefSeq and is a predicted model, not a curated record. Lineage: Eukaryota; Viridiplantae; Streptophyta; Magnoliopsida; Poales; Poaceae. The transcript is spliced from 12 exons. Gene Ontology annotation, cellular component: cytoplasm.